AUGCCGGUGUUAAACUGCUCCCUCGCUGCUCUUUUCACAUCUGCUGCCACUGUUUUCAGUGACGUGGGUUGCCCCGAGGCUGCUGUGCUGUGUGGGAUGAAUAUCUCCUGGGUGUUGGCUAAUGCCACCGCACAAGAUCUGGGUGACAUGUGCUUGAGCGAGGAGGAGUAUCUGGCCAAGCAGCUGGGGCCCUCAAGGUCCCCCAUCUUCCUUCCCGUCUGCGUCACCUACCUCACCAUCUUCUUGGUGGGUGUGCUGGGCAAUUCUCUGACCUGCACUGUCAUUUUGCGCCACAGGGUGAUGCAGACGCCCACUAACUACUACCUGCUGAGCCUGGCAGUGUCUGAUCUGCUGGUGCUGCUGCUGGGCAUGCCAUUAGAGCUGUAUGAGAUGUGGCAGAACUACCCCUUCCUGCUCGGGGAGGGGGGCUGCUACUUCAAAACCUUCCUGUUUGAGACGGUCUGCUUCGCCUCCAUCCUCAAUGUCACAGCGCUCAGCGUGGAGCGCUACGUGGCGGUGGUGCACCCUCUCAAAGUCAAACACAUGGCCACACGUGCUCACGUCAAGAGGGUCAUCGUCGUGCUGUGGGUGCUGUCCAUGCUGUGUGCUGUGCCAAACACCAGUCUGCAUGGGAUUGCGGUGCUGCCUCCAAGGUUUGGACGACAGUUUCCCCGAUCUGCUAUCUGCUAUGUGAUUAAGCCCAAAUGGAUGUACAACCUGAUCAUCCUCAUUUCCACGCUGGCCUUCUUCCUGCUCCCCAUGUUGAUAAUCAGCGUUCUCUACCUGCUCAUUGGCCUGCAUCUGCACAAGCAGAGGAUAACUGUGGUGGACACCAGGGGUAGCUUUGGACCAGAAAGUCUCUCCAGGUCUCACGAGCAGAAGCUGAGCAAACGCAACCUGCAAGUCACCAAGAUGCUGUGUGUGCUGGUGGUUAUGUUUGGCAUUUGCUGGGCUCCCUUCCACGUGGACCGCUUGAUGUGGAGCUACAUCGACCAGACGUCCGAGGAGCACCUCCAGGUUUUUGAGCACGUCCACAUCGUCUCCGGAGUUUUUUUCUACCUGAGCUCUGCUGUCAACCCCAUCCUCUACAACCUCAUGUCCACGAGGUUCAGAGAAAUGUUCAGUCACUUUACCUGUUAUUCUCACAGCUGGUCAUUACACUCCAGCAUACAGAUGACCCAACGCAGCACCUUGAGCGAGAAAACGCUAAACAGCAUGAAAUGUUCUUAG
Epinephelus lanceolatus (giant grouper) is the source of this 1230-nucleotide messenger RNA. RefSeq names its product neuromedin-U receptor 1-like. Gene Ontology annotation, cellular component: plasma membrane. Gene Ontology annotation, molecular function: neuromedin U receptor activity. The record is from RefSeq and is a predicted model, not a curated record. Lineage: Eukaryota; Metazoa; Chordata; Actinopteri; Perciformes; Serranidae. Gene Ontology annotation, biological process: neuropeptide signaling pathway.